AUGGCGGAUCAAUCCAUCAUUCGGAUUACCAAGGAACUCGGCGACAUCCAGCGAACGUCGGAUCUCUCUCUAGCUGUCGCUUGUCGCGACGUCGAUGUUCGCAAUGUUAAGGCCUUGAUCAUUGGACCUCACGACACUCCGUACGAAUUUGGUUUCUUCGAGUUUGCGAUCAGGUUCAAUAAGGAAUACCCUAGAAAGUCGCCCAAUGUCAAUGGUAUCACGACGAACGGAGGCCGAUGCCGAUUCAACCCCAACAUCUACUCAUCCGGCAAGGUUUGCUUGUCCAUCCUCGGCACAUGGCGUGGAGAGCGCGGCGAGGAAUGGUCUGCAGCCCAAGGCCUCGAAUCCAUUCUGAUUUCUAUACAAAGCUUAAUGUCUGGAAAUCCUUACGAGAACGAGCCUGGUUUCGAGGAGGCAAAUGAGGCAUCAGACAAGAAGAAUCAGAAGGACUAUGUCCAGAAGAUACGUCAUGAAACACUCCGGGUCUCCGUCAUCCAACGCAUGGAGGACUACCUGGGUCUUACACCCGACGGCAACGCUAUUGCCCAACAAUCUGCGGCAGACGGAGAGCAGCUGGACAUGGACAACGAAGACAUGGAUGACACCAACGUUCCUUUCGAACCUUUCAAGGAUCUGUGCAAGCGGCGUUUCCUAUGGUACUACGACAACUACCUCCUCGCCGUGCAAAAGGCCAAGGCCGAAGUCAGGGACCACCAGGCGUUUUCGCGAAUGCCGUUUGAAGGCGCUAGCAACACCAUGGAUGGGAAAUUCAACUACACGGAACUGGAGAGACGUUUGCGCAAUGUCAAGGCUGCUCUUGACAACGAGCUCAUCAAGUGGGCCAAGGACGGCCAGAUUGCGAUCGAGAAGGAGCUCACACUUUCUGUGAACUUGCGGCACCAGUACGAGCAAGUGGUUCAGGCAUUCAAACGUCAGGAUAUUCCCCAUGAUGUCCAGUUGGAGGACAACAAUCCUUUCAUUUGGGUCAUUACCUACUUUGGACGUCCAAUGACGAACCUUGACGGUGGCCUGUUCCGCUUCAAGAUCCACUUCAGUACCAAAUUCCCCGAGGAGCAACCUCGAGUCAGGUUCCAUACACGCAUUUUCCAUCAUCGCAUUGCAGAGGACGGAACAGUCUGCUAUUUCCCGAAUUCACUGCGAAAGGAGGACGUGCGAACUCACAUCGAGGCUGUGUUCACGGCACUAGAGGAAGAAGACCCGGCCUACGACCCUCGAACCUUGGUCAACCCUGAGGCCCACACUCUCUACUGGGGAGGUGCCGAGGCGCGGAAGAACUACAACAGGCGUCUCCGUAGAUCUGUUCAGCAGAGUAUGGACGACUUUUGA
Colletotrichum orchidophilum is the source of this 1347-nucleotide messenger RNA. RefSeq names its product ubiquitin-conjugating enzyme. The record is from RefSeq and is a predicted model, not a curated record. Lineage: Eukaryota; Fungi; Ascomycota; Sordariomycetes; Glomerellales; Glomerellaceae. Bases 1 to 1347 code for a protein of 448 amino acids. Gene Ontology annotation, biological process: negative regulation of apoptotic process. Gene Ontology annotation, molecular function: cysteine-type endopeptidase inhibitor activity; ubiquitin conjugating enzyme activity. The transcript has 9 exons. Gene Ontology annotation, cellular component: nucleus.